This is a messenger RNA of Juglans microcarpa x Juglans regia, 4247 nucleotides long. Its product is annotated as putative disease resistance protein At3g14460. Gene Ontology annotation, molecular function: ADP binding. NCBI's taxonomy places the organism in Eukaryota, Viridiplantae, Streptophyta, Magnoliopsida, Fagales, Juglandaceae. The record is from RefSeq and is a predicted model, not a curated record. Gene Ontology annotation, biological process: defense response to other organism.
AGUUGAGUUUCGUUUGAUUCCUCUACUUUUCUUUGUUCUUUGAUUACUUUCAGUCCCAUGGUAAGGGUCCACACAAAGAAAUGAGAUGCUCUCCACUAACACAAUGACUCUCAUACCAAGUAAUAGCUUCAGCCAUGUAGGUCCAUCACUUCCCUGAAGGCACUUUCUUUCCUGUAUGACCAACAUAGACCAGUAUUUUAGCACAUCGUAUAAGCAGAAGAGACCUUAGCAUCUGACUUUGCUCUGCUGUUUGCGAUCUCUUCCUUCUUUCAUUUCAUCUCCUUUGAUUUCUGCUACUUCAUCCCAGAAAAUAUGGCUGAGGUUGUAAGCCUACUUCUCUCCCCCUUCCUCCAAGUAUUCUUUGAAAAAGUUGCUUCUCGCGAGUUUGUUGACUUCUUUCGAAGCCGAAAACUUGAUUGUAGACUCUUAAAGAGGCUGGAGAUAGUCUUGUUGUCUGCGAAUGCAGUGCUCAAAGAUGCAGAAGAAAUGCAAUUUACAAAGCCUAUGGUGAAAAAGUGGCUUGACAAGUUGAAAGAUGCCGUCUAUGAUGCAGAAGAUAUCCUGGACGAGAUUCAUACCGAAGUCUUGCGAUGCAAGUUGGAUGCUGAAUUUCAAACUACUGCAACUAAGGUACGAAAAACCAUCUCUACUUUUCUUAAUCCCUUUGCCAGGGAGAUAAAACCAAAGAUAAAAGACGUACUUGAGACAUUGGAUGAUCUAGUAAAACAAAAGGAUGCUAUAGGUUUGAAAGAAAGCGUUGGAGGGAAAUCAUCCGGAAGAUCGUCCACUACUUCUUUGGUUAAAGAAUCUGAUAUUUUUGGUAGGACUGAUGAUAAGGAGGCAAUCAUUAAUUUGUUGUUGUCAGAUAACGUAAAUGAAAAUGGGUCGUGUGUGAUUGCUAUUGUUGGCAUGGGAGGACUUGGGAAAACAACCCUUGCUCAACUUGUUUACAACGAUGACAGGAUGGAGGGGCAUUUUGAUCAUAAAGCUUGGGUUUGUGUUUCCGAUGAUUUUGAUGUGUUAAAGAUGAUGAAAACAAUUUUAGAGAAAUUUGGAUUGUCAAUUAACAGUGAUACAAAAAGUCUAGAUUGGCUUCAAGUUACACUACAGCAGAACCUGACGGGGAAGAGAUUUCUUCUUGUUUUAGAUGAUGUUUGGAAUAAGAAUUAUUCAGAAUGGGAGGCCUUAAGCAAUCCCUUUAAAUCUGGGGCAGAAGGGAGUAGGGUGAUUGUAACCACACGGGAGAGACGUGUUGCAUCAAUCAUGCACUCUACUGCAAUUUACGAUCUAAAGACAUUACAAAACGAUGAUUGCUGGUCACUAUUUUCAAAACACGCGUUUCAUUCUGGUAACUCGAAUGCUCAUCCAGAGUUGGAAGUAAUUGGUAGACAGAUUGUUAAAAGGUGUAAAGGCCUACCUUUAGCAGUCAAGACAAUUGGAGCUCUCUUGUGGUCUGAACUAGACAUCAGGGAGUGGAAUAAGAUAAUGAUGAGCGAAAUAUGGGACUUGCAGAGUGAUAUUAUUCCUGCUUUAAGAUUAAGCUACAAAUAUUUGCCCUUACAUCUAAAGCGUUGCUUUGCUUACUGUUCAAUAUUUCCUAAAGAUUAUAAAUUCAACAAGGAAGAGUUAAUCUUAUUGUGGAUGGCUGAAGGUUUCUUGCCACAAGGGAAAGACAAAACGAUGGAACAAAUUGGUGAUGAUUAUUUCGCUGAUCUUGUAUCAAGAUCAUUGUUCCAACAAUCAAGUAUAACAUAUGAGGAGAGGUUUGGAAUGAAUGAUCUUGUCAAUGACUUAGCAAGAUUUGUGUCAGGACAAUUUACCUUCACACUAGAGGGUGAAGAUUCUUUCGAAAUUGUGCAGGGUGAAGUUUCUCUCGAAAUUGUGAACAAGACACGCCAUUUGUCAUUUCUCACAGAAAGUAGGGGUAAUAUUGAAAUGCCUGGAGCCCUUUACAUGGCCCUUUACGUGGCUAAGGGGUUGCGUACUUGCAUAAGAAUAGAUUCUUACAAUGAUAUAACGAUAGAUAAUGAACUUAUGCAUGAUUUGCUGCCAAUUCUAAGAUUCUUACGAGUUCUUAAUCUAUCUCAUUUUGAAAAUUUGAUCGAAUUGCCUGAUUCAAUUGGCAAAUUGAAACAUCUACGACAUUUGGAUGUUUCUUGGACUUCAAUUACGAAACUACCUAAUUCCAUAUGCAAGUUGUGCAAUUUGCAGACUUUGAAAAUAUCGUCAUGUCUGGAGCUUAUUGUAUUGCCAAGAGAUAUUCAUAAACUCAUUUGUUUUCGUCAUCUUGAUUUUAGUGGUACCUCCAUAAAGGAGAUGCCAGUACAUUUGGGUAGACUAUGUUGUCUUCAGACUUUGACUGAAUUUAUUGUUGGUAAACAAAGUAGAGCGGGCAUAGAAGAGUUGGGGAAUCUUGCAAAUCCUGGGGGAAAGCUCUGUAUUUCGAAUCUCCAAAAUGUUGUAUCUCCUAUACAUGCUUUGGCUGCCAGCUUGAAUGAUAAAAAGUAUCUAGAAGAGUUGAUGUUGAAAUGGAAUGACAAAAAUAAUAUUUCAGAAAGUCAAAGGGCUGUAUUGGACAAUCUCCAACCCCAUGCAAACUUGAAAAGUCUCUCAAUCAUUGGCUAUGGAGGUAGAAGUUUUUCAGACUGGGUCAGACAUCAUUCAUUUUCUAAUAUAGCAUCUCUCUAUCUGUUUAACUGCAAGUAUUGCUCUGUCUUGCCACCACUUGGACAGCUACCUUCUCUGCAGUCCCUUUCUAUUGUUCACUUUGAAGGAAUUGAUGCUGUGGAUCGAGACUUUUAUGGCAAUUGUUCGUCUUCAACGAGACCAUUUGGAGCCUUGAAAGUUUUGAAGGUUAGAGACAUGCCGAUGCUGGAGAAAUGGUUUGCUUUUGGUGCUGAAAAUGAAGGUGGAGCUUUUACUCAUCUUGAAGAGCUUCAGAUUCGUAAUUGCCCCAAGUUAUCAGGAGAGUUGCCAAUCCAUCCUCCUUUAUCUAGACUUGUGAUAGAAAAAUGUCCACUGUUGGUGACUUCACUUUCGAGUGCUGCUACUCUACGUCAACUGAAGCUAAGAAAUUGUAAUGAGGCUCUCUUCAAGCAAUUGCCAACGGGAUUGCAGAAACUCGCAAUUGGAGGAUUUGAUGCGUUGGAGUCCAUACCGGAGAGAUUGAUGGACUUCAACAGUUGUCUUGAGGAAUUAGAAAUUAGUGAUGGCCACUCGCUUAUAUCUCUGUCCAGUGCUGGUCUACCUUCUACAUUAAAAAUCCUUGACAUCAGAUAUUGUAGGAAGUUAGAGCUUCCAAUGCACCGGAUCUAUUCAUCCCUUGAAAGAUUGUCGUCACAUGAUAGUUUUGAUUCUUUAAAGUCCUUUCCAUUAAACUUAUUCCCAAAUUUGACGUCCAUCAAUCUAUCUGGAUGUCUGAAUCUGGAGUCUUUUAAUGUUCCGCAACAACUUGAACUUGAUUUAGUUGCCUUGUCAUCAUUAACAAUACAUGAUUGCCCUAAUUUCAAAUCAUUUCCCAAUGGAGGAUUGCGUGCACCUAAACUUGGGAAGUUUGUUGUCGUCAAUUGUCAGAGUGUGACAUCACUACCUGACAAGAUGCACAUACUCCUUCCGUCUCUUUGGCGGUUGUAUUUAGUGAAUUGUCCAGAAGUUGAGUCAUUCCCUGAAGGAGGCUUGCCUUCCAAACUGAGAAAUAUUUACAUCAUAAACUGUGACAAACUCAUCGCCAAUAGAAGGGGUUGGGGAUUUCAAAAUCUCCCCUCUAUUCAACGCGUUGGUGUCUAUGGCAAUUGUAAAGAUGUGGAGUCCUUUCCGGAGGUGGGGUUGCUUCCUACUAAUUUGGUUUCUCUUGAUAUCGGUAACUUUCCAAAUGUGAAAUCUUUGGACUGUAAGGUCACCUCUCUUGAUGAAUUGGAAAUCGAUUUCUGCCCUCAAUUGAAGUUUAUGCAAGAAGAAGGGUUGCCUGCCUCCAUUUCUACUCUACGGAUCAACGGAUGUGAUUUGUUGGAUAAACAGUUGCAAAGCAGAAAAGCAUGGAGGAAAAUUGAUCACAUCCCCUGCAUUUAUAUUGGUGGUGAACUGAUUUGACCAAACUACAAGUCUAGCAAGAGUCCCCAAUUUCAGUUAUAUCAUCUACAGCACAGAUGGACAACGACAAAGGUUUGUUCCAGUGAUACAUGUUUCUAGACAUGAUCUCCUUUCGGAUGUUCUUCCUUAAUUCCUUAAUUCGAUCAGCUUCCAUUGGC